Molecule: messenger RNA, 306 nt
Organism: Lactuca virosa
Lineage: Eukaryota; Viridiplantae; Streptophyta; Magnoliopsida; Asterales; Asteraceae
Source: the annotation of a GenBank genome assembly
AUGAAGAGAAGAGGGAUUGAGGGAGAUUAUAUUAGUUUUAAUACUCUGAUUAGUGGGUAUAGUAGGAGAGGUGAUAUGAAGGAGGCUUUAAAGAUUAGGGAUGAUAUGGUAAGUAAAGGUUUUAAUCCCACAUUCCUAACCUACACUGCUCUUAUUCAAGGAUUAUGUAAAAAAAAUGAGGGACAUCAUGCAGAAAAGCUUUAUAAAGAAAUGGUUAGUAAAGGUAUUACCCCUGAUGAUAGUACCAUUAUUUCUUUGAUUGAAGGGAUGGAAAGUGUUGAUAAGUUUCUUGAAAAUGAUCUUUGA